Daphnia pulicaria is the source of this 2461-nucleotide messenger RNA. RefSeq lists its product as uncharacterized. NCBI's taxonomy places the organism in Eukaryota, Metazoa, Arthropoda, Branchiopoda, Diplostraca, Daphniidae. The record is from RefSeq and is a predicted model, not a curated record. The coding region runs from base 1 to 2388 and encodes 795 amino acids. The transcript is spliced from 2 exons. Gene Ontology annotation, molecular function: protein binding.
AUGUUUGCAAGCAUCACCACCAACUCAGUGCAUCUAUCAUAUUUUAAAAAUAAGAAAGAAGAAGAACUAUUGGCAUUAUGCGCCAACCCAGUAGCCACCAGAGGCAGAAUAGAGCGACUGAUUCACCUUGUCCAGGACCUCGACGUCGACAUUAACUGCGUCGACGUCGAUGGAAACAAUCCGUUACUCCUGCUAUGUCGGACGAAUCGAUGCAGCGAUCUUUUCCCUUGCAUUCAGUCUCUGCUAUUAUUGUGUCAACGACAAAUCAACAUUAACCACCGAAAUCUGAAGGGAUGGAACGCUCUCUUGCUACUCUGUCGCUAUCACGCCGACGAGAAUCUUGUUGACCUAUUCCGCUUGUUGAUUCAGCACGGAAUAGAUUUGAGUGUCAAGAACGACGACGGAUGCAAUGCCUUGUUGCUUCUGAGUCGCUACUACAACAACGAGAAUUUACUUGAAAUCUUGAGCUUGUUGUUCCAGCAUAGUAUCAAUUUCGAUGUCAACUGCCGGACCGCUUUCGGAAGCAACUCUCUGAGUUUAUUGGUCCGCUAUUACAGUCGCGAGAAUCUACCAGACGUUAUGCGCUUAAUAAUUUCCCACGGAAUCAAUAUCAAUUCGAAAAACAACGACAUGCGCACCCCCUUGAUUAUCCUGUGCCGCUUUCGUGGGUCGCAAGACGUCAUCGACUGCGUCCGGCUCUUGAUCGAGAACGGAGCGGACGUCAAUUGUGCAGACAGCGGGGGCUGGAACGCCCUGCAAUUCAUCUGCAGAAACUAUUGCAGAGCAAACGUGAUCGAAAUCGUUCGCUGUCUCUCGGCCGUUCCUUCUCCUGCAAAGAUUAUCGGCUGGAGAACCAAAAACGGAAUUACCGCAUUAGAAGCAUUUUCUAGAAACUGGAGUGGAAGACUCCACUCGUUACUAGGCGAGCUCUCAGCCGGUAUACGUUUACGUUUAGACAUGCAGUCGAUGGGACGAAUAAUUCUGAAUGCAUCGUUGUUAGGUUGUCCUCAUUCCGUCAAAAAGUUGAUGCUCUAUUUGCCAGCUGUUCCCAUUGACGUUAAUUAUAAAACCCCAUUGCAUUACCUGGAAGAAGUAGCUACUCAAUCGUUCAGUCUAUGCAAAGAGUGCUCUCAAGAUGACCGGGAUCUUAACCACGAUAGUGUAGAUGAACUUCGAGAACAAUUUGAAUUUGCGCCUCAGUUUUCCGUCCAAUCGCCACAUAAGAAGAAAGAGAUUUUUUACAAUAAAGUCACUUAUAACGACAUUUGCACUUAUCGGAACGACAGUCGAGACAGGCACGUUUUGGUUCCGUCUUUCCAACAGUGGCUCAGUCUCUUGUCUGCUUGGCACGACAGCAACACCAUCUCGAUGAAGAAAAUCAACGACUACCUGGACAAACAUUCUCACCCGAGCUACGACAACCAUUACUUUUGUAAAUGGUGUCAAGUAAGCCGAGAUGUUGAGGCCUAUCUGAUUCGGCUCCUGCAUAAAAUUAAAGAAAUUGACCCACUUUUCGAGAUUGAACGGUAUAACCUGUACGGAAGUUCCUCUGAAAAGACAGACGUCUUUCUGCCUUGUGAAUUUGAUAAGGUUGUCGUUCUUAAACAUUUCCGCCAGUCGGCAUCGAAUUGUAAACAGGUCAUCUACGCUGGGACGUGCCGUGAAGCGGAUUCAUCACUACUAGAGGCUGACGAAUCGAUUAAUUCUAGUAGUUUACUUCUCCACUUUACCCAAUUAGUGGACACGGCUAAAGAUAGUGUGUCCAGUGUCCACGUCUUUGGUCCAAUAGUCGGGUACGGUGAAACCUGCGUGACUAUCCAUUUUCUGUACAGAGGUCGAUAUCCACCAGCCAUGAAAGCCAGCGUCGAUAUCACCGUGGCCGUCGACUUCUGCAAAGAGCAAUCCAAUACUGUAACGGCCAUAUUUCCCAAAUGGUGCUCAAUCCCUCGUCACGUGCCCGCCUUUCUCGUUCCUUACCGUCGCACUGCAGGCAGCCAUUGGCAGAUAACUUAUCCAACCGUGGAGAGGGAUUUGUUACUAAGCGCUGGAGAAUGUGUGGCCAGGGUCUAUCAGCUCCUUAAGCUUUUAUUUUCGCUUCAAGCCCAUAAGACCAAGCAAGACAGAAAGUUAGAUAUUCCGCGAAAGAUUUGCCCGUCUUCUUACGCUAUCAAGACUUGUUUGAUUGAGUAUUUAGUUUUCCACAGCCCGCCACCUUGGGAAUCGAAAGAUACCAUUCGACACGCUAUCGGUGUAUUGAAGCAGUUCCCAAUGAACUCUUCGGAGAUGAAAUCUUUUUUUGAUAACAGCAUGUUUGUCUACGAAAUUUCCGAGAAAAGUAGAAAUUUCGUUUCGGAAGUUAUCUCCAAGUUGCUAAAAAUGGAAAUUUAACUCACUGUCAAAAUAAAACCCAUAUUUUGCAGUUUCUGUGAAUUGAAAUAUACAUUUCGGAUUUUUUUUCAUU